Toxotes jaculatrix (banded archerfish) is the source of this 4987-nucleotide messenger RNA. Its product is annotated as rho GTPase-activating protein 6-like. Gene Ontology annotation, biological process: signal transduction. The record is from RefSeq and is a predicted model, not a curated record. The transcript is spliced from 14 exons. Lineage: Eukaryota; Metazoa; Chordata; Actinopteri; Toxotidae. The coding region runs from base 71 to 2818 and encodes 915 amino acids.
CUUGUCUUGUAGUUGGAGCUUUAGAGAGACGCACUGAGCAGCGCUGAUGUGAGAUCCAAAAGAAAGAGACAUGUCUGCCGCUCAAGGACUUCUCAACAGCGUCUUCUCCUGCUCCUCUCCUGCCUCCAAAGCCAUAACCAAGAGGAGGCUACGCCAGACCCGCAGUCUGGACCCCGCAAUCAUAAGACACUGUGGCACCGGCACCGAGGGAGCAAGUGGAGCACCGCUUUCUGGAGCGGCGGCAGCGGACGCAGGUGCGUCUCCGGAGCGCUUGGCUGUGAAACCAGCUUUACGCACCAAGAUUCCGACACUAAAGGAGCCCAUAACCCCGUCCCUCUCUUCUCCUUCCAUACCUCUGGAUGUUUCUCCAUCCUCCAACUUCCACUUUGACUAUGAUAUAGUGAAGCGUGCCAAAAGGAAUACCGCCGGGGAUUUACCGUUUCUGGUGAGGGGACCCGGUGCUGCGCCGUCCGGGAGCACCGGUACGCUGUUCUCCCCGCGGAGGUGGCUCCAGAGGAAAGUGCAGCCGUCCAGCUCUCACGCUUACGUUGUGUGGAAAUCAGAGGGUGAUUUCACCUGGAGCAGCCUGUCGGGGCGGAGCGUGCGCCUGACACCAGUUGCUAUCCAGAGCCUGUCGGAGCUGGAGAGGGCCAGGCUACAGGAAGUGGCCUACACCCGUUUACAUCAGGACUAUGACCUGGGAUGUCAGAUUACCAUGCCAAAAGAUGGACAGAAGAGGAAAAAGUCACUGAGGAGGAAGUUGGACUCUCUAGCAAAAGAGAAGAGUAAAGACAAAGAAUGCGUACCCCAGGCCUUCAGUAUACCGCUCUCCCAGGUCAUCGCUAAUGACAGAACACACAGGCAGCGUCAGGACGGCUACCGUCAGGACCCUCCACAGCGCGAGGAGCACAAGGACUCCUCUGACCUCGUCUCGUCCAUUUUACAGUUUGCCACCAAGCGGCCGUCCAAUAAGGAGUUGUCCAGCAGUAACUCCUCACUGAGUUCUACAUCAGAGACAGCCAAUGAGUCAACAUCACCCAACACCCCCGAAGCUGCCCCACGAGCACGCAGGAGGGGAGGCAUGUCAGUGGACUCCAUCACUGACCUGGACGACAACCAGUCGCGCCUGCUCGAGGCGCUGCAGCUCUCUCUGCCGGCCGAAACGCCGAGCAAAAAGGAGAAGCACCGGGACAAAAGGCUGAGCCUCAAUCCCAUCUACCGUCAGGUGCCCCGGGUGGUCGACAGCUGCUGUCAGCACAUCGAGAAGUAUGGUUUGCAGACUGUGGGGAUCUUUAGAGUGGGCAGCUCCAAGAAGAGAGUCCGACAGCUACGUGAGGAGUUCGAUCGGGGUGUUGACGUCCAGCUGGAUGAGGAGCAUAGCGUUCACGACGUGGCUGCUCUAUUGAAGGAGUUCCUCAGGGACAUGCCUGACCCUCUCCUAACCAAGGAACUCUACACGGCCUUCAUCAACACCACGUUGUUGGACCCGGAUGAGCAACAAAAUGUUGCUCAGCUACUAAUCUACCUGCUCCCAGCAUGCAACAGUGACACGCUCCAUCGCCUUCUGGAGUUUCUAUCCACCGUGACUGAUCACGCCCACGACCGGCAGGACAAAGACGGACAGGAGAUCACAGGGAACAAGAUGACGUCUUUAAACCUGGCCACCAUCUUUGGCCCCAACCUGCUCCACAAGCAGAAGAGCUCAGACAAAGAGUUCAGUGUCCAGAGCUCGGCCAGAGCCGAGGAAAGCACGGCCGUCAUCGCCGUGCUGCAGAGAAUGAUCGCCAGCUAUCAAACCCUCUUCAUGGUGCCUCCUGAUCUACAAAAUGAGGUGCUGAUGAGUCUGCUGGAGACUGAUCCAGAUGUGGUGGACUAUCUUCUGAGGAGAAAAGCUUCACAGAGUCCCGACCUGUUGCAGUCAGAGGAGCCCUUCACCCUGAGCGAGCGCCGUUCCUCCAGCGACUCAAACAAAGCGUCUAGCGGCGAGGUGUCCCCUUAUGACAACAACUCUCCCGUUCUGAGUGAGCGCAGAGGAGAACCGGAGAGCCCAGGCAGCGAGCAGCUCUUCCGUGUCCCAGAGCAGUACACUCUGGUGGGGCAGGUGUCUGGCUGGGGCAGAGAACCUGGAGCAGCCGACACUUGGGGCACCAAAGAUACUGUAUCAGAGGAGCAUGCUAACAUUUGGGGGACAUGGCACAGCACUCUGAAACCAGCGCUCAAGGACCAACCAUACACAGGUUCUCAUGGCAACAUGUCAGAGGGAAGCUCCCGCAGCUCACAGGAAGGUCUCGAUGGACUCCAUGGCGAUGGCAGGCACCAGGCAACGCUACAAGGAACUCAGACAUUGCCCGGCAUCACUGAGUACAGAUCCCACCCGCCGGUCACCAGAGUGUGUACCAGCCCUUACGCAGAGACGGGGCGACCACGCCUGCAGCUAAACACCAACCCCUCUGUGACAUCACACCUCAACAGCACGCAGGGCCUCCAGCAAGCAACUGGACACAGAAUUAACUCGACCUCCAGGGCGAGCACCGCUGAUGGCGGCCCUGCUCUGCUCAGCGACGGCCGCUCUCCACCCCCUUAUAACGCCCACCAUCGACUGGCUAGUUCUCAAAGUUCACCUCAGCUCGCAGCGGCUCAGCGGGCCCCUCUGCAGCACGGGAGGCCGAGCACAGCGCAGAGUAACUCAGCCUCAACAACAGAGGCCCAAAUGGUGCCGCAGAGCCCAGAGUGGCAGGACUGGCAGAGGGACCGGUGGCAGAUCAGGCAACUGCUGUCCUCGGACAAUAUCGACACACUGCCUGAAACGCUGGUGUGAUCUCAGACCAUAAACUCCGGCUUAAUCUCUGUAGAGAUUCUGCUCUGGUAUCAUCAGACCCCUCCUAUUGACAAUCACUCCUCAUCCUAACCCUAGUUUUUCUCUUGGCCUGCCUUUCAUCCAUCCAUCCAUGGAUUUCAUCCUUUCCGUGAACCUUCUGUGCUUCUCCUGCAUCUUAGCGCCAUGGCGUUGUUGUUUACGUGUGCAGCUGCUGCCUUAUACAGACUUUUACAUCCAAGAGCCACAAGUAUUUCUUGUUUUGUAUGGAUGUUCAAAGGUUGCUUCUGUUCGUAGCCCAUGUUUUGUUCAUAAUGACUAAUGAGUUGGGAGCAUUAAGAAAUGCCCACCAGAAAUACCUCAGAAAACUAUUCUUUCACUCCUUUUCAGAAUGUUACCAUGACCACAUUUUCUAUUCUGAGAGAGUUCAGUCUUCAUAUCUCAAUUAAGAGCAAUAGGAAAGCACCAUUUGUGUAGUUUGUUAUAUUUUAAUUUCAUAAUUUUUACAUUUUUCUUUUUUUUUAAUUUCCACCAACAGACACUAAGAUGUACGCAUUAGUAACUGCUGCUAAACGUAGACUUUUUGUGUGCGUACUCUUUAUGUAGCUCAGCCACAUCUGUCUAAAAAGAUCAAAUGUCGAAUUACUUUUCAGUGUCAGAUUAUGUUUGACUUACUUAUACUAUAUAUAUAUGUAAAUUGACAUGUAAAGUAUAUAAUUUGCCAAUCUACCUAAAAGUAAGUCAGCCCUUUAACAGGCAGUCUAAAUGUUGGUGUUUGUCAGACUGCUGUUUUCUGUCUUUUAAUAUUGAAUGUAAAAUGCUUCAGUUAUGGCAAAAUGCUUAGAUCUAAUUAUAAAGCACUCGGCUGUAAGUUUGCUUAUAUGUGCUCUUGCCACCUGCUGGAGGACUGCAGGAUCAAUGUGCCAAAGUUUUUUUUUUUUUUUGUUUUUUUUACAUCAGGAUAUUUAUCGUACAGUUGUGUUCAUUUUCAUCCAGUUGUUCAUUUCUAAGGAGACUCAAGAGCUUGUGACACUGGCAGGUGUUUGUCAGGAUUACAGGAAUAAAGAGGCUCAUUUUAACACACAGAUUUCAUUAUCAGGUUGGUGUGAAGAUCAUGUUUCCAGCUAUUUAUAAAAGGACUUAAUUGAGAUGCUAAAACAAAACCGUAAUAUAUUUGUGUGAAUGACACUUUGACUGAUCCAUUUUAUUACAUCUCCCAUGCUAGACUUAAUAUUCCAUCUGGGUGUAGACUCAUUACCUGUCUAAAAGGCUUGAUGAAGUUUUGUAGGAGUCAUUAGAAUUCAUAAAGAAUUAAUGAUCCAGCAGUGGUCAAACUGAGGUGCUUAAAAAAGAAAGAACGUUUCCUCAGCACUUACGCCCACAACCAACCUGCCCAAAACCUCUCCAGUGUCACAGUCAAGUGGGUAUUUGCUGGCAAAUAUUUCACAUUUUCUCAAGUCAUGGUGUAAUAUUUGCUCGUCUGAAGCUACUUCAGCAUUAAAUCUGGAAACACACUGUAUUUAAUUCGACACCUUCUUAUGUUGUCCUUUAUUUGCUUGUCAAUUGUCAGUUACUUAGAGGAAACAAUGGAAGAGUCUCACAACUGCAAGAAGAGAAAGGAUUGUGGUAAGGGCUAUGGCGCCAUCUACUGUCCGACUAUGAGCAGCAUCAUGCUGCUGCAUCCCACAGUUCAGUGUUUCCAUGGUAUCCAUUUGCGCUCAAUUUAGACUCAAAGCUUGUGAUUAUAAGCACCUUUUGUGAAAAUGUAAAACUCUGUGUGAGGAAAUAAACGUGCCAUAGGUCUCACUCUUAAAAGUUUCUCCAUGCAUUGCUCAAGGUUCAUAUUGUGAAUUUUUUUUGUGUUACUUUGUCUUUUUUUUUUGUUGAGUGUUGUAAUAUAUAAAUCCAAUAUAACAAUUUUUAUUCAAGAAGAAAAAAGAAAGAAAAAAAAGGAGCAAAUAAUCCUAAUGGUCCUAGCUUUGUCUCCCCAAACCGAGGCCAUGUUUGUCUUGUUGACUUCACUAUGAGACUAAGAGAAACAUAGUGCUGUGGUGUUUUUUUUGUUGAUAUUUUGGUGGGGUUUACUGGGUCCAAGUCGUAAUGGAAUAUCUGGUAAAUGCUUUUGUACUGCGUGUCAUCAUCAAUAUGCUACUAUGGAAUUAAAAACGAUAA